This is a messenger RNA of Sorghum bicolor (sorghum), 1488 nucleotides long. RefSeq names its product 1-aminocyclopropane-1-carboxylate oxidase. Bases 133 to 1086 code for a protein of 317 amino acids. The transcript has 2 exons. NCBI's taxonomy places the organism in Eukaryota, Viridiplantae, Streptophyta, Magnoliopsida, Poales, Poaceae. The record is from RefSeq and is a predicted model, not a curated record. Gene Ontology annotation, molecular function: dioxygenase activity.
AACAUCCACACCACUUCUUCUACUUUUCUUCUUCUCCUCAUCGUCGUCUUCAGCCUUAGCGAGCUCUCGCCAUUGCCAAUUAUUCUCCAAAGGAGAGCUAGCACUUUAGUUAAGUACCGCCUGCGGCGAUAGAUGGCGAUCCCGGUGAUCGACUUCUCCAAGCUGGACGGCCCUGGGAGGGCUGAGACCAUGGCGGCCAUCGCCGCCGGGUUCGAGCACGUGGGGUUCUUCCAGCUGGUGAACACCGGCAUCCCCGACGAGCUGCUGGAGCGGGUGAAGAAGGUGUGCAGCGACUGCUACAAGCUGCGGGACGAGGCGUUCAAGGACUCCAACCCCACGGUGAAGGCGCUCGCCGAGCUCAUCGACAAGGAGAGCGAGGACGGCCUCCCCGCGAGGAAGAUCGUGGACAUGGACUGGGAGGACGUCUUCACCCUCCAUGACGACCUGCCAUGGCCUUCCAACCCUCCCGCCUUCAAGGAGACGAUGAUGGAGUACCGCAAGGAGCUGAAGAAGCUGGCGGAGAAGAUGCUGGGAGUGAUGGAGGAGCUGCUGGGGCUGGAGGAGGGCCACAUCAGGAAGGCCUUCACCAACGACGGCGAGUUCGAGCCCUUCUACGGCACCAAGGUCAGCCACUACCCGCCGUGCCCGCGGCCGGACCUCGUCGACGGCCUGCGUGCGCACACCGACGCUGGCGGCCUCAUCCUGCUGUUCCAGGACGAUCGCUUCGGCGGCCUGCAGGCGCAGCUUCCCGACGGCACCUGGGUCGACGUCCAGCCCCUCGAGAACGCCAUCGUCAUCAACACCGGCGACCAGAUCGAGGUGCUGAGCAAUGGCCGGUACAAGAGCGCGUGGCACCGCAUCCUGGCGACGCGCGACGGCAACCGCCGCUCCAUUGCCUCCUUCUACAACCCGGCGCGCCUCGCCACCAUCGCUCCGGCGAUCCCCGCUGCGGAUGCCGGUGGUGACAACUACCCGAGCUUCGUGUUCGGCGACUACAUGGAGGUGUACGUCAAGCAAAAGUUCCAGGCCAAGGCGCCCAGGUUCGCGGCCAUGGCGGCGGCGGCGGCGACGACGACCACCAAGUGACCAGCAGCAGCUAGCUAGCAGAGAGCUAGCUUGCGGCGCGUGCAGCGACAUGCAUGAUGUCAACUUGCGAGGAGCCUAAUGAAUAAAUGUUCAUGAUCAUCAAGUUAAUCGUGCGAUCACGGUACGGGCUUGUACGAUAUAUAAGUAGGUUGUUAAGUGUGUGGUUUAAUGUAAUGUGUGUGUAGAAUGGACAUGUCAUAGAAAUGUGUGUUGGUGUGGAUGCCCUGCAGCGAGCAGUCACGAGUAUAUAUACCUGAUUGUGACAAAUAAGCUUGCGGUGAGCUGUGGAUCUGUGGUCAGUGGGUGCCAGAGUGAUUUGUAGCUUAAAAUGGCAUCUGCCAGAUUACUUCUCCACUUCCUUUUUUUUGCACUUUUUUCUUCAUUAAUUUGCAUCAGAUUGUU